Dioscorea cayenensis subsp. rotundata (Guinea yam) is the source of this 2112-nucleotide messenger RNA. Its product is annotated as putative receptor-like protein kinase At4g00960. The record is from RefSeq and is a predicted model, not a curated record. Gene Ontology annotation, molecular function: ATP binding; protein kinase activity. NCBI's taxonomy places the organism in Eukaryota, Viridiplantae, Streptophyta, Magnoliopsida, Dioscoreales, Dioscoreaceae. Gene Ontology annotation, biological process: protein phosphorylation. Bases 20 to 2044 code for a protein of 674 amino acids. The transcript is spliced from 7 exons.
AGCUCACCGAGCUUCAUCCAUGGCUCUGCAAGAGCUUCUUCUUCUUCUUCUCGUCCUCCUCAUCCUCUUUCCCAUCACAACCCUUUCUCAAAGAGUCCCCAUGUUCAUUCUCUGUUCCACUGACUCAAACUACACAAAACCAAGCCCCUUCGCCACCAACCUCGCCUUCCUCCUCUCCAACCUCACCGUCACCACCUCCAAGUCCUCCAACCUCUUCUCCGCCUCCUCCCUCGGCUUCAUCCACGGCCUUGCUCAAUGCCGCAUCGACGCCAACUCCUCCGUCUGCGCCUCCUGCCUCAACUACUCCGCCAACGCGUUCUCCACCUACUGCCCCUUCGGCAGCUCCGCCGCCCUCCGCUUCGACUUCUGCCUCCUCCGUUACUCCAAUAUCAGCUUCUUCUCCCAAGUCAGCUUCGAUAUCUUGUACUAUCUGAAGAACCCCAGAAACGCCUCAGACCCCAUAGUCUUCAAUCAACGUUUAGACAAUCUAAUGAGCGCUGUCUCACCGGAAGCAUCCCAAUCGACGUUGAGAUUCAGUGUGGGCACGACCAACUUGUCGGACUUUGAGACUAUUUACGUCAUGCUAGAGUGCACUCGAGACCUUUCCGCUGAUAGUUGUGGACAGUGCUUGGAUCAAGUGAUCGAAUAUCUUCAAACCUAUUGUUCUGGAGCAAUCGGUUGCCAGAUGCUCGCUGUGAGUUGCACCGCCAGGUACGAGACCUACCGCUUCUACUCUCUUUCUGUGGUGCCACCGCCACCAGCGGCGUUUACUUUACCGCCCCCUCCAGCGUCUCUUCCACCGCCUCCGGCCGGUGGUGAAAACCGGAGCAUUGAAAGUGGUGGAAAAGGCAGCAAUAGUACACUUAUUGUUCUUGUUGUUGUUAUUCCUUUGGCUGUGGCAAUUCUUUUCUUUGCUGUUUGCAUUUGUUUGCGGAGGAAAUCAGUCAGGACAGCACAAAGAGAUGAGCUGGGAUCGACUAGUGCAGAAUCUCUAUUGUUUGACUUGCCUACAAUUAGAGAAGCCACAGAUAACUUUUCUGAUGAGAAUAAGCUUGGAAAAGGUGGAUUUGGAACAGUUUACAAGGGAACGCUGAGAGAUGGACAGGAAAUAGCUGUGAAACAACUUGCAAGGAUAUCGACGCAAGGAUUUGUGGAGUUAAAGAAUGACGUUCUUUUGGUUGCUAAGCUUCAGCACAAAAACCUUGUAAGGCUUUUGGGCUGGUGCGUAGAAAACAAUGAGAAGAUUCUUGUCUAUGAGUACCUUCAAAAUGCAAGCCUGGACAAAUUUUUAUUUGAUCCCAUAAAGUGUCAGCAACUAGACUGGCCAAGGCGGUAUAGGAUCAUUGAAGACAUAGGUCGAGGCCUUCUUUAUCUUCAUGAAGAUUCGCGCCUUAGGAUAAUUCAUCGAGACUUGAAGCCCAGCAAUAUCUUGUUGGAUGAGGACAUGAAUCCUAAAAUUGCAGACUUUGGCUUUGCAAAGCUUUUCGACAUGGAUGAAACACAAGGGAAAGCUAGUCGAAUUGCUGGGACAUUAGGAUACAUGGCACCAGAAUAUGCAUUGUAUGGACUACUCUCAGUUAAAUUGGAUGUUUACAGUUACGGCGUGAUGGUAUUGGAGAUUGUGACUGGUCAAAAGAAUGGCAGCUUUCAAAAAAAUUCUGAGACUGCUAUUAACCUUCUAAGCACUGUAUGGCGGUAUUGGAAUGAAGGCAAGGGAUUGGAGUUGAAGGACUCCAGUCUAGGUGAGGAAGUCAGUAACGAGGAAGUACUGAGAUGCAUCCAUAUUGGAUUGCUUUGUGUCCAGGAGGACCCAAAAGAGAGGCCUACCAUGGCAUUAGUUCUUCUCAUGCUCAAUAGUUACUCUGUUUAUCUUCCAAGACCUUCUACUCCUGGUUUCUUGACGCAAAGCAGUGAGAUUUCUGGCGUGUUGUCAAGAGAAAAGAAUUCCACUUUGCAAGAAAAUGGAAAGCCAAAUGAAGAACCUUAUUCUUCAAGGUCAAUCUCUUUAAAUGGUCUCUCAAUUUCUGAAGUGGAAGGACGAUAGUUAUCAAUUGUUAAGUUUUAGUUACUUUGGCAGAACUGUAUUUUGUUGAACUCAGUAGUACACCAUGU